UGUCUUCCAAGAUCGUCCCUGAACGCAGCAUCACGUUAUUUACGUAAGUACGUCACAGCCCUGCCCAGCCCUUCUUCUGUCUGCGUGCUCUGCUUUCACAGUCAUCAUGGCGUCCCUAUCGAUGGCCCCGAUCAACAUCUUCAAAAAUGGAGCAGAUGAAGAGAAAGCUGAGACCGCACGACUGUCGUCCUUCAUCGGCGCCAUCGCCAUCGGAGAUCUGGUGAAGAGCACCUUGGGUCCUAAGGGGAUGGAUAAGAUCCUGCUGGGUGGAGGGAAACAGGGUUUAGUCACGGUGACCAACGACGGAGCGACGAUCCUGAAAUCCAUCGGCGUCGACAACCCCGCCGCUAAAGUCCUGGUUGACAUGUCUAAGGUUCAGGACGAUGAAGUUGGCGAUGGAACGACCUCCGUCACCGUUCUCGCUGCAGAGCUGCUGAGGGAAGCAGAGCUGCUGAUCGCUAAGAAGAUCCACCCUCAGACCAUCAUCGCCGGCUGGAGGAAAGCAACGCAGGUCGCCAGAGACGCUCUGAGGGAGGCGGCUGUUGACCAUAGGUCAGACUGAGCGAGAAACACUUUAUAAAUACAGAAAAUAUUCAACUUCCUCUGGUUUUAAACCACAUGGGGGCCGCGUUUGGAUUCUACAGCGCGGUUGAAGCGUGCCCGGCUCGUUUUUGGUUGCGUUUCCACUUGGCGUAGUUCCGGCUAGCGGGUACUAUUUCACAGUUUUU
This is a messenger RNA of Gymnodraco acuticeps, 728 nucleotides long. It is a transcript of the gene cct2, whose product is annotated as chaperonin containing TCP1, subunit 2 (beta). Gene Ontology annotation, biological process: protein folding. The record is from RefSeq and is a predicted model, not a curated record. Gene Ontology annotation, cellular component: chaperonin-containing T-complex. Lineage: Eukaryota; Metazoa; Chordata; Actinopteri; Perciformes; Bathydraconidae. Gene Ontology annotation, molecular function: ATP-dependent protein folding chaperone; ATP hydrolysis activity; ATP binding. The coding region runs from base 107 to 562 and encodes 151 amino acids. The transcript is spliced from 6 exons.